GUCCUCUGGUGGCCUGCAGAUUCUUGAUUUGACGACGAGUACAACAAUGACGACGAGCAAGACUAAAACCAAGACGCCAAAAGCCAGCGGUAGCUGCCUCAAGAAGUGGUUCUUCCGCCUCAUCGCUGCUGCCGUUCUCUACGUGACGUGUCAGUACCUUGACACGAUUAAGCAUCGAUGGUACGUCUUCGAGCCUGAGAGCCUACACCAGCUCGCGAAGGCAGCCAUUGCGGCCUCGCCAGAUCCAAACGAUGCCUGGUUCAUGGCGAACUACAUCGCGAAGAACCUCACGGAGACGUACCCGCAGACUCAAAUUGCAUUGAAUCCGAAUCCUUCAGAGUGGGUUUUCAGCAACGCUGGCGGCGCGAUGGGUGCGAUGUAUGUCAUCCAUGCAAGCAUCACCGAGUACCUCAUUGUCUUUGGUACUCCGAUUGGCACCGAGGGACAUACGGGCUUGCACACUGCAGACGACUACUUCAAUAUCCUUGUCGGCGAGCAGUGGGCGUUCUCGCCGCCGAACCUGCAGAUGGAGAGAUAUCCUGCUGGGUCGGUCCAUCACUUGCCGAGGGGCCAGAUGAAGCAAUACAAGAUGCAUGAAGGGUGUUUCGCGCUGGAAUAUGCCAGAGGGUGGAUCCCUUUGAUGCUGCCGUUCGGCCUCGCAGACGUUCUGUUCUCGACGCUUGACUAUGUGUCGUUCUAUGACACGGCCCGCAUCUCGGGCCGCGAGAUGUUCAAAAAUCUUCUCAUUGGAAAAAUCUAGAUAUCAAUACAUAAUGCUCAUUUCUUGCUUUCACGCAACAAGACG
Messenger RNA from Phanerochaete carnosa HHB-10118-sp, 805 nucleotides. RefSeq lists its product as uncharacterized. The record is from RefSeq and is a predicted model, not a curated record. Lineage: Eukaryota; Fungi; Basidiomycota; Agaricomycetes; Polyporales; Phanerochaetaceae. The transcript has 3 exons. Bases 47 to 760 code for a protein of 237 amino acids. Gene Ontology annotation, cellular component: endoplasmic reticulum. Gene Ontology annotation, biological process: ergosterol biosynthetic process.